UAUAUAUAUACCAUCAGCACCAGGGAGAGGGAGAAGAAGAAACAGUACCAGUGCCAUUACGACGAUGAGCACGGCAAGGUUCAUCAAAUGCGUGACGGUCGGCGACGGGGCAGUCGGGAAGACCUGCAUGCUCAUCUCCUACACCAGCAAUACUUUUCCGACGGAUUAUGUCCCGACUGUGUUCGAUAACUUCAGUGCUAAUGUAAUAGUUGAUGGAAGCACAGUGAACCUUGGGCUUUGGGACACAGCAGGACAAGAGGACUACAAUAGGCUCAGACCUCUCAGUUACAGAGGAGCUGAUGUAUUUCUUUUAGCAUUUUCUCUCACCAGUAAGGCCAGCUAUGAGAACAUAUACAAGAAGUGGAUUCCUGAGUUGAGACAUUAUGCUCCAAAUGUGCCGAUUGUGCUAGUUGGGACUAAACUUGACUUACGUGAAGACAAGCAAUUUUUCAUUGAUCACCCUGGGGCAACACCUAUCACAACUGCACAGGGAGAAGAGCUAAAGAAAAUGAUAGGUGCGGCUGUCUACACAGAAUGUAGUUCCAAGACUCAACAGAAUGUGAAGGCUGUAUUUGAUGCUGCAAUUAAGGUGGUUCUUUGUCCACCAAAGCCAAAGAAAAAGACCAGAAAGCAGAGGACCUGUUUCAUUCUAUAAACACAAAGGAUGAUGUUUGUCAUUACAAGAAUAGCGUAACAUUUUCAUUUUCUCCUUCUGUUUCUUGACUUUUCCUGAUGGAUGAACUGUGAUGAGUGCUUUAAUAGUUUGUCUACGAAAAUGUAUCUGUCACACUAAUUCUUUUACUCUAUUAUGUGGAUCUCCUUAUCAAAGAUUUGAAAGUAAA
Musa acuminata subsp. malaccensis (wild Malaysian banana) is the source of this 842-nucleotide messenger RNA. RefSeq names its product rac-like GTP-binding protein 7. Gene Ontology annotation, cellular component: cytoplasmic vesicle; cytoskeleton; cell projection. The record is from RefSeq and is a predicted model, not a curated record. Gene Ontology annotation, molecular function: GTPase activity; GTP binding; protein kinase binding. NCBI's taxonomy places the organism in Eukaryota, Viridiplantae, Streptophyta, Magnoliopsida, Zingiberales, Musaceae. Gene Ontology annotation, biological process: establishment or maintenance of cell polarity; regulation of actin cytoskeleton organization; regulation of cell shape.